Molecule: messenger RNA, 12191 nt
Organism: Podarcis lilfordi (Lilford's wall lizard)
Lineage: Eukaryota; Metazoa; Chordata; Lepidosauria; Squamata; Lacertidae
Source: the annotation of a GenBank genome assembly
AUUAUAGGGCAGUACAGACCAUUCUUCUGUGGCAUUCUUCAUAGCCUGAGUGGUGCUCUACCCUAAGCAAGGAAUGCAUAUGGUGGAGGGAGAAGUUCCUUCCUGUUAUAUAAAAGGUAAAGGGACCCCUGACCAUUAGGUCCAGUCGUGGCCGACUCUGGGGUUGUGGUGCUCAUCUCGCUUUAUUGCCCGAGGGAGCCGGCGUACAGCUUCCGGGUCAUGUGGCUAGCAUGACUAAGCCGCUUCUGGCGAACCAGAGCAGCGCACGAAAACACCGUUUACCUUCCCGCUGGUACGUAUUUAUCUACUUGCAUUUUGAUGUGCUUUCGAACUGCUAGGUUGGUAGGAGCAGGGACCGAGCAAUGGGAGCUCACCCCGUUGUGGGGAUUCGAACCACCACCUUCUGAUCUGCAAGUCCUAGGCUCUGUGGUUUAACCCACAGCGCCACCCGCGUUCCUUCCCUGUUAUAUAGCUCAGGUCAAUUCAAUGGGCUGAAUAAAGCAUGAAUAAAGAUUUGUUUUCGUUGGCUGCAUGCAGCAUAAAGAAAACUGCUCUCAAACUCCCUAAAUGCUAAAGUAAGGGUAUUUUCAAUCCUGUUUACCCUGGCCUUUGACAACAGAGAUAUGUAUCUUAUUCCUGUGGUUGUAAUUUGUUUCAAACUGUUUUUAAUAAUGAAUUUUAAAUUGCCAGAGCCCAGCAUGGAAUCUUGUAGUGAAAGGCAGGUAAGAAAUCUAAAUAAUAAUAAUCCUCAGCAUGCUUUAAAAACAUGCUCCAAUUGUGUGUGCAAGUGUGCUUUACCAAGAAGAACAAAUCUUCAAGGGUGAAAUUUUUGUUGUGGGUCACUUAACAUGUGUUAUCUGAAAGUUCUAAGUGCAGAGGAGAACAAGGAAGUGAGCCAAACAGAUGGGCUGUGCUUGAAGUUUGCAGAGCAGGAGCGAGGGAAACGAAAGUAGGAGGCUUUAUCCUUUCUUCCUGCUUUUCUUGCCACUCCAGUGUCCUGCCUUCUUUCCUUUGUUCCAGAUGAGUCAGAUUGUGCAGGCCUCUUUGAGUUCCUGGUAUAUUUAAGAGAAAGUUUUGGAGAUAGUUAGCAAAGAGCUACAGUGCCAGGAAUGUGUUGAUCAGCCUCUGAAGUUGCUUGAACAGAGUGGAGAACAAUCAGGCUGCAAAGAAAUAUAAAGUAAGUAUAAUUAUUAUGGUAGUUAUUUUUUAUGGGCCAGCUUUCAGAACAGAAUUCUUUCAUUCCUUCCAGCCUCCUGCAGGCCCUUCAUUCAUGCCUGAACUCAGUUUCAGUCUUGCAAUUUUUAAAAAAGCAUUGCAUUCUAGUUGGAGCGCAAAAACAAACAAACAAACAAACAAACAAACAAACAAACAAACAAAAACCGGCAUUCAAAGAGGGAUGUUUAGAACGUUGUAGCAAUUUUGGCAGACCUCAAAGCAAACUGAGCUGGAAUAAAAAUAGAAGAGGAAGCAAUACUUUUUCUCUGUAAUGCCACAGAAAAGAAACAAGUAUUUGUUUUGAAAGUUUAGGAAGGUAUGUUCUGUAUAGUCUGGUGUUGCUCAAACUUUCUCCAGUUUGGGCAGCGGUGUUGAUAUACAGUUUGAGCCCACCCUUGCCAGAAAUCAAGGUCUUUUGAUUAAAAACAAGAAAAAGAGCCAGCCCCUUCCCAGGUCCCAAGAAGUAGAUCGUUAAAGAAGAAAAGAGUUUCCCCAAAGGUUAACAUGAAAAUCCUAGCCAGACUGUAAUCUUGCAAUAUUUAUAUUAACCUGUUUCAAGGGUCUUGUUCCCAUGAUCUGUGGUAGUGAAAUCUAGUGUAGUGCAUAAGUCCUCUUAAAAUCAGUGUUUGCUUCUGGAAUGUUUACUGCUGAAUAAAAACAUGCAAAGGCUUCAGCUGAGGAGGUUCCAGAUUUCAGGGUUCAUAGCUGCAGCUCUGGUAUAACCUGGAGAAGUUCAGUCCAGGUUUAAGCAAUUGUUCAGGCUCUCUCCACUUGUUAGAUCCUUCAGUAUUUUGCAGGUGACAAGUGGUAUACAGCAAAGACUCCAUGGCCAUCUUUCCUUCUAUUUUCAGUGUAACAAACUGCUGAAAGCACAUUUCUGCCUGCUGGUGGAGUGUUGCCAGCUUACUAACCAAUCCUUUGCUACUGUGCUUCAGUUGUGGCUUCCUGCAGAUCACAAUCGUGGUUAAACGGUCCCAAGUGCUGGAGGUUUGAAAAACUGGCAGCCCCGCUUGUUAAGAGGAAUUGCACAUUAUUUUGAGGGAGACAUUGGAAAUUUAGGUUUGCACAACUAAAGUGCUAUGUUUGGCCCAGUGCCACAAACCCACUUUUUUAUUUAAUGGACUUCUUCUUCUUCGGGAAGUGAUGGGGGAAUUGCACUGAAAAGUGUGGGUUGAGUGAAUGAUUAGCAGGGAGACAUGUUAACACCCCUCAAGCAAAUCUGUACGAAUGCGCAUUGUUAUAUAACUGCUCCAAUAAGCAAAUCAAGGUGAGGGUUCAGUAUAGACUAGUCAUAGUCUUGCCAGCUUUGGGCAAGCAAAUCAGGAUGAAUGCUGAAUAAGGAAGGUGCUCUGGAGCAGCCUUUAGUUUGCAAAAGCCACUGGCUUCUGAAGCAGGGUUGCUAGUCCUAACCGUUUCCUUUUUAUGGUCAGCUUACUAACAUAGUGGAAGGGUAGUCCUGGGUUGUGGUUGUUUUUUAAAGGCAAAUUAGGGACUGUGAUUUACCAAAGACAAGCACCAGAAAGCAGGAAGUGUGCCUUACAGACUGAUAAGGUACCAAUGAAAAGUAUUGGUAGGUCCCAUCCUACCCUUCCAGUUUACAUAGGAUUUGUUUCAAUUAGCCCCCUACUUCAUUUCUCAGAUUUUCAUACUAGGGUUUCCAAAAUUGUGAUCCACGAGCUUCACUCAGGUGGUUUGCAUUAUAUCUGUGGAUUUGUGGCUGAAGACAGGAGAUAGCACACCCAUCAUGUUAAACGUCCAUGUUGAUUUUUAAUUGUAUUUUAUUGCAUAUUUUAUUUUUAUAUUGUAUAUUUUAUAUUGUAUAUUGAGCAAACUGCUCAAGGGAGAGAACACAUUUCCUUCGUAUGGCCUGACCUUACUCAGCUUUCCUACCUGUCAUCUCACCUGGAGGAAAUGCUUGGGAGGAGACAGAUUUGAGCAUACCAUGGAGAUGGUUGAGAGAGUGGAAACAUUCCUUCCCUCCCAUUUAUAUGUCCAGUAUUCAACUUUCUCCAUAUUGAUCAUUUAAGACACAAAGGAUGGUAAUGUUAGGGUUGUCAGCUGUAGGUUUGAUGAUGUAUCUCAGAAAUAUAAAUUAUUGAGCCUUACUUGCAUUUCUUCAGCCUGUAUUUUAUUUUUUUGAAAAGCAGACAUUAAUGUUAAAUGUGCAUCUUCUUUUUCAGGAAAAUGAAGAAGCCUUUUAUUUUUUGGAUAUGUUUGUCUUUCACCCUCUUGACCAUCUGGGUUCACUGUGAAUCAGUUGGGAGUGUUUGCAAAAUUACAGAUAAUACAGCAGACUGUAGUCAUUUAAAAUUGACUCAGAUUCCCUCUGAUCUCCCAACCAACAUAACAGUUUUGGAUCUUUCCCAUAACCAGCUAAAAACACUUCCACCUGCAAACCUUACAAAGUAUGGACAGCUUGUUUACUUAGAUGUAGGAUUCAACACCAUCUCUAAACUGCACCAAGAACUGUGUUUGAAUUUGCCUUUGUUAAAGGUUUUGAAGCUGGGACAUAAUCAGCUGCAUAAAUUUCCUGACGAUGUUUUUAUUCACUGUGGCAAUCUGAAAGAACUUAAUUUGGGAUUCAAUAUACUGGAAAUAAAAAAUGAGCCUUUCAUCAAUCUGAAGGUAAGAAGCAACUUACACCUGUGAUUUUGCACAUGAACUUGGAUGAUGGCCGAGUCAAAUUCAGAUCAGCAGGGAAGAGGGGUGGGUAAGACAUGUCAGUAAGUAGUUGCCUUACACAGAUCAUGGAUCAAUCUGUCUGGCUAAUAGUUAGCCACUGGAGAGCCAGUGUGGUGUAGUGGUUAAGAGCGGUAGUCUCGUAAUCUGGGUAACUGGGUUCGCGUCUCCGCUCCUCCACAUGCAGCUGCUGGGUGACCUUGGGCCAGUCACACUUCUUUGAAGUCUCUCAGCCCCACUCACCCCACAGAGUGUUUGUUGUGGGGGAGGAAGGGAAAGGAGAAUGUUAGCCGCUUUGAGACUCCUGAAGGGGAGUGAAAGGCGGGAUAUCAAAUCCAAACUCUUCUUCUUCUUCUUCUUCUUAGUUAUUUCUUACUUAUCCAAUUUAUCAAGUAGAGAUAUUUUCCAGAUGGGCCUGAGAUCCUUUAUUCAAAGAUUCAACCUAAAGCUGAGUACACAAUGAAAUAAAUGCUCUAAUAUAUGCCUCCUCCUCCUCAUUAGAUCCUAUAAGGGACACGGGUGGUGCUGUGGUCUAAACCACUGAGUCUCUUGAGCUUGCUGAUGAGAAGGUCGGCGGUUCAAAUCCAUGUGAUGGGGUGAGCUCCCAUUGCUCUGUCCCAGCUUCUGCCAACCUAGCAGUUUGAAAGCAUACCAGUGCAAGUAGAUAAAUAGGUACCACUGCGGGGGGGAAGGUAAUUGGCAUUUCUGUGUGCUCUGGUUUCCCUCAUGGUGCCCUGUCCAUGACCCGGAAAGCUGUCUGUGGACAAAUGACGGCUUCCUCAGCCUGAAGCGAGAUGAGUGCCACACCCCAUUAUCGCAUUUGACUGGACUUAACUGUCCAGGGGUCCUUUACCUUUUACCUUUAUAUACAUUUGUGUCAUAUUCAACCAACUGUACAUUUCUUCCUACUCUCUGUUCCCUAGUUUUAAGUCAAUCCUGUGAUCCAUAAAUAUGUAAGGGGGCUACUUGUUAAUGUCAAUACUUCUGUGCAGGAGUGAAUAAGAAGCUUGAAAGUUUAUGAUCUUGUGUAAUAAAUGUACAUGUACAUAUUCUGGAAAACUGUGGUUGGCUACGGCUUCCUAGCAUAUCCACUGCAAGUACAUGCAACAGAUUCCAUGUGCAUCACAUAUUAGUAAUUCUGAUAUACUUUAGUUACAGAUUAAUUUCUACAGAUUGCAUCCUUGGAGAGUUGUAUCUUGACACCUCAACUGAUGCCAGAUUGAAGAGAGGAAAUCUUUCUCCUGCUGCACACGAACUUUGCCACAAGCGUUAAUUAAGCUGGAGUUCCCCAUUACAUUCAAACUGAAGAACUUGGGUGUCAGUUAAUAAACCAGGAUAAAAAAGCAGGGUGAGAUGAUGGAAGGACCAUGCAGCCAUGGUGCUCAUCCAUGGCCUCAUUCAUUACCCCUGGUUACAGAUGUACGGUCAUGGGCUAUUGCUAUUCAGCAGCAUAGGAAAGUAUUUUGACUGUGCUUUUAAAGAAGCUUCAUUUAUUGUCCAGGUUCAAGGACGAGCCACUGGACCUUAAAACAUCCAGAUUGAAAGGUUUGGUGAGCUAUGGUUUAAAUUAAAUCAUAGAAUCAUAUAGUUGGAAGGGACCCUGAGGAUUAUCUAGUCCAGCCCCCCGCAAUGCAGGAAUAUGCAACUAUCCCUUACGGGAUUGAACCUGCAACUUUGGCAUAUUAUCAGCACCACACUCUAUCCAGCUGAAAUCCUAGAAUUAAAUUCACUCAAAAUACAUACAAACUUCUAGGACCUGUCUACCUAGCACAUUUGAAUUAGUUUCACCUUUCAUGACUUCUCCUGAGGAAUCUUGAACUUGUCAUUUGUGAAUACAAAUGUAAAUUCUUUGCACACACAGAGAAAAAGAGAAAAUUAAGCACAAUCCCCAUGUAUCCUGUGCAGAAAGAAAGUUUGAAAGCUAUCGUAUUGAAAUAGAUUUAGUGGAUAAAGAUAUCAUCCAUCCUUUCCCAUGAUAGAAUUAUUAUAUUUUAUUUCAUGACACCUAAGGAUUACAAGCUUAAAAGGGUGAUAGCGCUAACUGAUAAAACUUGAUGCAAUCUGAAACAGCGUUUCAAACAUGCUGUAGUCAUUGUUUGACAUGUUCUAACCAGACAGUGUAAAACUGAGUUUAAAAGAUAUGCAAUCAGUUGUGAGAUGAAGGAAAAGACAUAACUUUCUCCUCCUUUGUCUUCCUCAGAAAUUGAGUUUGCUCGAUGUCUCUCACAAUCAUUUAAGUACUCCCAGACUAGGCUCCCAGCAACAGCUGGAAAGUCUUCAGGAACUUGUGAUGUCUCAGAAUAAAAUUACUGAAUUGAGGAAAGAAGACCUAGGCUUUCUUAGAAACUCUUCGUUAAAAAAACUGGACUUGUCAUCUAACCCCCCAAUGGAGGUAAAUGUUAUACAGAUGGGCUUAUUGUAUUGAUGUUAGUUGUACAGAUGUUAACUGUAUUGAGUUAGGAUAACCUUAGCAGGCCAUAAUACAGGUUUGUGUUAUUUUAAAUGAAUUUGAUAAAUGAGUAGUUGUUUAAAUUCCUUAUAGGUAAAAAUACUAAUAUAUUUGCUGUUUUCUUUAUAUGAUUGGCAGCUUAAAGAAUUUUGAUUAGCAUGUCCUGUUGCAUAAGAGGGAACACAGCUUGCAUAGAGUUGAAACUAAAUACAGUGGUACCUCGGGUUAAGUACUUAAUUCGUUCUGGAGGUCUGUUCUUAACCUGAAACUGUUCUUAACGUGAAGCACCACUUUAGCUAAUAGGGCCUCCUGUUGCCGCUGGAACACGAUUUCUGUUCUCAUCCUGAAGCAAAGUUCUUAACCCGAGGUACUAUUUCUGGGUUAGCGGAGUCUGUAACCUGAAGCGUAUGUAACCCGAGGUACCACUGUAUGAACAAGUUGAAGAUAAGCAAUGAAUUAGAAUUACUAUGAUUUUUUGGACAAUGUCUGGAAAGAGCCUCCCAGUUUUCUCUUUCAUUUUCCUUGUGGCCAUGGUGGCUGGACUGUUUUCAUCCAGCCCACAAUGAUUCAGCUGUUGCUACUGCAAGAACAAGAGAGAAGACUGGAAGACAGUUAGCUCAGAGGCCCAACCACAGGCCACAAUGGCUAGAAUAUCUUUCCAGAAGAACACCUGUGGUUGUGGUCUUGUGCAUGUGCCUGCCAACCUGCUUGUCUCUCUUCAUCUGAGGGCUGGGUUCCUGCAGGCUGGAUGUGAUAUGGGAAGAAAGAAAGGGGCCCCCAGGGUGGCAUGGUGCCUGUAAACUGUGCACCCUUACAGAAAGGCCCAAUGGGAACAAUGCUACAUUAUGACAAAUACUGUUUUUCCCCAACAAAAUUCUGCCAUUAAUCAGUCACACACAUCCCGAAACAGAAUAAGCUGAAUAUUUCAGUCCAGGGCUAAUUUAAUGCAGCCACUGUUUUUGUAACCCCAUUGUUUUGUAUCUUUCUAGUUUCAUCCAGGAUGUUUCCAUGCUAUUGGUAAUCUCUAUGGUCUUCUCCUUGACAAUGUUCCAUUGGGACCUGAUCGCACAAAGAAUCUUAGUUCCGAAUUAUCAGGAACAAGAAUUCAGAAUCUUUCACUGAGCCAUGUGCAGCUUUCACAGAUUUCCAACUCAACUUUCAGUGGAAUGAAAGAAACAAACCUCACAAUUUUAGACCUAUCUAAAAAUGAAUUGUCUCACAUUGAAAAUGGUUCUUUUGUCUAUUUUGAAAAUUUAAAGAGUUUGAAUCUAAUGAAUAAUAAUAUUAGAUAUAUAUAUUCUCAUUCCCUCUAUGGGUUGCACAAUGUAAAUUAUCUGAAUUUGGAAAACUCUAAUAUAAGAAAAAUUAAUGAUUCUGCUUUCCAGUGGUUAAAACAUUUAGAGUGCCUUAUUAUGGAUGGCAAUAAACUUCUGGAAAUUACCCCUAAUACAUUUAAAGGUUUAGAAAAUUUGAAAAACUUGAGUUUAAGCGAGUGCAAUCUGACUGUAGUAACAGAGAAAACCUUUUCAUCUCUUGCUAAUUCUUCAUUGCAGUUUCUCAACCUAACAAAAUGUGGAAUCACUUAUAUGAAGGCUGGGGCCUUUUCUUGGUUGGGACAAUUAACAUCUCUGGAUUUAGGUUUAAAUAAUAUUAAGCAGGACCUCACUGGCCAUGAAUUUCAAGGUCUCAGUAAUAUUGAGACUCUCUAUCUUUCUUACAAUAGUCAUCUGAAUUUGACAAGUGAAUCAUUCACUUUCACUCCAACCCUUAGAAAGCUGAGACUCAGAAAGGUUGGUUGCAGUAAUCUUGCCAUCUCUCCCUCACCAUUCCGUAAGUUAAGCAAUUUGACUAUCCUAGAUCUUGGUAACAACAACAUAGCUAAUAUGAGAGAGGAGAUAUUUGAUGGACUCCACCAGCUUGAAAUUCUGGAUUUGCAGCAUAAUAAUCUGGAUCGACUGUGGAAGCAUGCCAACCCAGAUGGCCCUGUUCUGUUCUUAAAAGGUCUUAGAAACCUGCGUUUACUUGAUUUAGAAUCCAAUGGCUUUGAUGAGAUUCCAGGAAAGGCUUUCAGUGGCUUAUCUCAAUUAAGAAGCUUGAAUUUCGGAAAAAAUAACUUUAAUUUGUUUCCAAAGUUUGUCUUCGAUGAACUGGCAUCUCUGAGCUCACUCUCCCUAGAGAAGAACCUUAUCACGGCUGUUGACGAAAAAGUGUUUGGGCGAAUUUUCACAAAUCUGAAGGAAAUAAAUAUGGAGGGCAAUCCUUUUGACUGCACUUGUGACAGUAUAGCUUGGUUUGUUAAUUGGCUCAAUGGAAGCAUAACAUAUAUCCAAGGAUUAAAUAAUUAUAUCUGCAACACCCCUUCUAAAUAUCAUGCUAACAGGAUUACACAAUUUGAUACCUCACCAUGUGAUAGUGCACCCUUUAAAUUGGUCUACAUUGUGAGCACUUCUUUGGUACUGCUCCUCAUCUUUGUAGUCCUACUCGUCCACUUUGAAGGGUGGAGAAUCAAAUUUCUCUGGAGUGUGACCGUAAACAGAGUCUUUGGCCACAGGGAAUUAGACAGGCCACUGCUACAGUUUGAUUAUGAUGCCUAUAUCAUUCAUGCCAAAAAAGACAUGAACUGGGUAUCCAAAAACUUUAUUCCUCUUGAAGAAAACAGUCAACCAGAAAUUAGGUUUUGCUUGGAAGAACGAGAUUUUGAAGCUGGAAUAUCUGAAUUCGAAGCAAUCAUCGACAGUAUAAAAAGGAGCAGGAAAAUUAUAUUUGUUGUAACUGAACAUCUCUUAAAAGAUCCAUGGUGCAAAAGGUAAGCUAAACCUAUUUUAAUAACUGACAUACCAUUUAUUUGUUGUUGCUUUUAGAGCAUGUCUUCACUACCAUCUUAAACUAGCUUCAAACCUUUAAAUUGGUGUGGUUCUCAGUCAAAGAAUCUUUGGGGCUGUCUCUUUGGGGGAAACGAGGAAUGCAGUGUCAGUUUCCUGCCACAGUUUCUGGGACUUUUAGCUUCUGUCCCAGUCCCCAGGUGGAAAAGAUGUUCUGUAAGGGCCCUAAGAGGCUGGGAAAGGAGAAGAUAGUGGUGGAAGUCUUAUAAGGUGGUGCAAAUCUUACAAGGUCUUUGAGCUUUUGGGAAAUUUUAUUAGGACACUCACAAAGGCUUGGCCCCUUCUGGGCUGUACUUUUGCAUGCACACUUGUACAGGAAAAAAUGAAUUAUAAAAUUGGAAAUAAAUGGUUAAAUUGUUGCAAACUCAAAACUGGAAGCACAGUGAUUCAAAUGAUUUGAAUUGUAUUUUCUUAGUGUCUCAAAUGCCUUAAAUCCAUUCUUCCUUUUGUGAGCAGGAAUAGGUGAUAAUAUCUUGCACUGUACCAAGUCUCUUUGCAGGCAAUCCAUAUGUUGCACUCAGAUUGUCAGGACUCGAGAACUGGGAACCAUCCCUGAGGAUAAUAACUAUUUGCUCUUGCAACUAGGGUUUGAGAGGUCACAAGCUGGGGGUCGGGGACGGGACAACUCUCAUAUAUUUAGGGAAGGUUGCAAACAGAGGUGGUAGUGUUCAUGGAUUUAGAGUAAGGGCAAUGCUUCUGGCAUUCAGUCCAAAUUAUUUGGUCUUGUCACAUAGGCAAAACGUAUUAGCUACAGGGCAUCAUAACAUUUGCAUGGUUGUUGCAAGAUCCUUCCUUGACUGGCUGUGGCAUGAAGAAGCUGUGACUUAAAACAAAUGUGGCUUCAAAGAAGUUGCAGGUUGUUCCUAAGCUGUCUUUGACUUCUCUUUCAUAAUUGCUUGCAUGCGGUUCAUGGCAGAAUCUCAACACUUCUGGAAACAGUUUUCAUGGAAAAAAUGAUCACUGUCUCUCGGCCUAACCUCUACUUCACAGGGUUGCAAUGGGGUAGAACCAUGGGCACCAUAAGUAGAGUGCAAUUAUAAUCACAACCUCAGCUAAAAACAAGACCACCUGAAUACCCUAUUCUGUGAACAUUGAUUGUUUUUGUUAGUAUUUUACCAUUGACUCAGAGUCAUUACAUCGUAAGAGAAAAUGACCAAUUGCAUACAUUUGUAAGUGAAAUAUUGUCAUGUCCCAAAUUAGCUCUCAUCCCCUUUGUCUUCUGUCCAGGUUCAAAGUGUAUCAUGCCAUACAGCAAGCCAUUGAACAAAGUCGGGAUUCCAUCAUUCUAGUUUUUCGGCAUGACAUUCCUGAUUACAAAUUGAAAAACGCACUCUGCUUACGAAGAGCAAUGUUCAAAUCUCGCUGCAUCUUGGAGUGGCCAGUACAGAAAGAUCGUCAUGGUGCAUUUUACCAGCAGUUAAAAUUGGCACUUAAAACUAGUAGCAGGGUACUAUGACAUUUUAAAAAGGAUUGCAGUAAAUUAUUUUGUAUGCUUGAAUUAGCGGUCAAAAUGCUACCCAAAAUAUAUACUAUGAAUGCAGGAAAAAUAUAAGUUGUUACCUAAUGAAUGUAGAACUUUCCAAAGUGUUCUAGAGGAUAGAGAUAGUAGCCUCAACAUCCCUUCUCACCACCCCAUAGGAGGAGACAGAGACUUGAAAGGGGAAAUCAUUUACCCAGCCAGAUGAGAGCUCUGUUUAACACCCUCUGCUGUGUCUUCUUCCCACAGAAGAAAAGUUGUUCUACAGCAGGCAGUCUUGAUACCUCUUGCUGGAAAAUACAGGGCUUGGAGGCAGAAAAUGUAGAUAAGGCUUGAUGCCUAGGGUAGAUAAUGGUAUGACAGUUAAAUAAUAUAUGGUGGAUUGGCUGUCUCUUGUGAUAGUUAAUAGGCAUAUAGAGUUAACAGGUUUAUAAUAAUGUAUCUGUAUUGUUUUAAAAAAGUUGUUUGUUUAAAAAAAUGUUAUGUAGUUUUUCAUUCAGAGUUUUCAGUGCUGACUCACCUCAUUUCUUCUCCUUAUCCCUUCCCCUCCCUAUUUUACUCAGAACAGAGCUGAAAUUAAUGGAUCCAACCUCAUGUUCAUUGGUUUCAGUGGGUCUACUCUGUGUGAAACUUAGUUGUUUAUUGUUUAUAUUCUCUGGGAAACAGGCAUGAGUACUCUACAUUUUGAUUCAUGCUUGCUCUAGCAGAUCACCUGGAAUAGACAAAAGGUGUGAGUGAUCAGCUCACUCAACAGAGGAGAGAUUUAUGACUGUACAGGUUAUCAAAGUGUCCGUGUGUGUGUGUAGGACUAAGGGGAUUCCUUCUGAAUCUCUUUGGCUUUGGCACAUACAAAAUAGUGCAACCAAAAAGAAAGAGAUAAGUUCAAUUACUUUAUCACUAUGGUCCCUUAGUAAAUCCAGUGUAAACAAAUUUGGGGAAAACAAGCAUUACCACACAGGGUCUCUUAUUUUGUUAGUAAAGAAACACAUUUUUGUAUAUUCAUUUCAAUAUAUUUUGUAUAUUUUUGUAUAUUUCUUUCGGUAUUAGAAGCCACAAUUUUGGGAGCAUCUAUGGACUCUCAUUAGGACAGCGUCAAGUCUAUAUAUUUUCACAAUAUUUUUCUCAUUUCUGUUCAGAUUCAGCGUUAAAUAUAUGCUAAUCAAGAAGACCUGUUUAUGACCUGAUUAAGAAAAUACAUAUUUCAAACCAUACAGUAACUACAUGAACAUAUAUUAAAAAUAUAGAAUGUUUUAUACUUACUUGAAUAAACCUCCCCCAGCUUUGGUACAUAGUGACAGGUUGUAAAUAUUCUAUUUGAAUAAACUUGAUUUUUUAAAAUAUGCAGUUUAGGUAAUUAAAUUGUUAUGAAAUUUAGGGGAAAGGGCAAAUUUUAAAGAAACAAUAAUAGUUUUUGUAUAUGUAAAAAUUGUGUCUGAAGGGACGCUUUCAGAAGAUCUAAAGUUGAAAAUAAAGGAUCCUGUUUACAGAU